AUGACUUUAUAAGAAUCACAAGCUGAAAGCUUCAGUCCUGCAGUCAGUAGUUUUCCAGACCAAACGACAGCAUUACAGAGUUCUGAAAAACAAAAGGAACUUAAAUCAACAUGUCUUUUGUAUCAGAAUUUCUGAAGCAGGCCUAUUUUAUUGACAACGAUGAACCACAAUAUGUUAAAAGCACUAAAGGUGGUUCAGCAGUCAAUGCCUACCCAAACUUCAAUCCUUCAGCUGAUGCUGCGGCACUGGACAAAGCCAUUACUGCUAAAGGAGUUGAUGAAAAAACUAUCAUUGAUAUUUGCACCCAAAGAACUAAUGCCCAGCGCCAGCAGAUCAAAGAAGCCUACCAGCAAUUAAAGGGAAAGCCUCUGGAAGAGAGUCUGAAAAAAGCACUCAAAAGCAAUUUAGAAGACGUUAUUGUGGCAUUGCUGAAGAAGCCUGCUCAGUUUGAUGCUGAGGAGCUCAGGGCUGCCAUGAAGGGGCUUGGAACGGAUGAAGACACUUUAAUUGAAAUUAUGGUAACAAGGAACAACAGAGAACUCAGAGACUGUAACAGAGCAUAUCACGACGAGUUUAAGAGAGAUCUUGCCAAAGACAUUGCAUCAGAUACAUCCGGAGACUUCCAGAAAGCUUUGCUUGCCCUAGCAAAGGGAGACCGUGAUGAAAAUCCUCAUGUGAAUGAUGAGUUGGCAGAUAAUGAUGCAAGGGCCUUGUAUGAAGCUGGAGAGAGAAAAAAAGGAACAGAUGUUAAUGUUUUCGUUACCAUCCUUACUACAAGAAGUCAUCAACAUCUCCGAAGAGUUUUUCAAAAAUACGCUAAAUAUAGCAAACAUGACAUGAACAAGGUUCUGGACCUGGAACUGAAAGGAGACAUUGAGAACUGCUUGACAGCAAUUGUGAAAGCUGCCACAAGCAAACCAGCUUUCUUUGCUGAAAAACUCCACCUAGCAAUGAAGGGUUCUGGAACUCGCACCAAAACUCUGAACAGGAUCAUGGUAUCACGUUCUGAGAUUGACAUGAAUGAGAUCAAAGCACAUUACAAGAUAAUGUAUAAGAAACCCCUGGGCCAGGCCAUUAUGGAUGAAUUAAAAGGCGACUACGAAACUGUUCUCGUGGCUCUGUGUGGUGAGGACUGAUGAGCACCAUAUCUGUCUGAUACACGCCUGCCUCUCCAUGCUUAUUUUUAGCUCCAGCUGUUACAUACCUUUGUAUACUAAAGCUUUAAACAGAGAGGGAUCUCUGGGUUCAGUUGUUAACAAAUCACAUGGAUCUUCAUCCAUGUAGCAUAACCUGCUUUGUUGUUCAUGUUCAUCCAAAGCCAGAAAGUAUGAUAAGAACAGAUGUGUCUGCUUUUGUAGGGUUAGCCAAUGCAAAAAAGGUACAGAAUAAGCCUGAGCAGCCAGAAGUGACAUUCCAAAUAAAAAAUAAACUGUGAUCUACGUU
Molecule: messenger RNA, 1443 nt
Organism: Gekko japonicus
Lineage: Eukaryota; Metazoa; Chordata; Lepidosauria; Squamata; Gekkonidae
Gene: ANXA1
Product: annexin A1
Exons: 13
Coding region: 111-1136 (341 amino acids)
Biological process (GO): cellular response to hydrogen peroxide; keratinocyte differentiation; neutrophil clearance
Cellular component (GO): cytoplasm; plasma membrane
Molecular function (GO): calcium ion binding; calcium-dependent phospholipid binding; cadherin binding involved in cell-cell adhesion
Source: RefSeq, a predicted model, not a curated record